ACAAUAAAUAUGUCAGUGUGCUUCUCUUAUCUCAAGCAAACAAAAACAAACAAUGAAACAAAUUAGAUCAGUCAAUGUGGUCUGCAUAAAUGCAAUUCUGUAUUAUUUUGUCACAUGUCUAUGUUUUAUUUGUGGGUGGUAGGAGGGCGCCACUGGUAGAUCCUUCUUCCUUUCUCUCUCUGUGUUGUUUCUGUUCAUUUGUUGUACUUUAUACCCAGCACUAUAUGACCGUUAUUGUGUCAGUGUUCAUCUCUGUACUCAAACAGGUUGUAUUUGAGUGUGUCGUGUACUCUAACACGUUUUUUGAGGCUGUCCUGCUCAUCCUUGAGAAUGACCUUGAACUAGUGGGAGAGGUCAGAAAGGUCACAGAUUCUGAGUUGGUGAAGAAGACCAGAGAUGUGCUUCGUAUCUCCAUCAUUGUCUUCAAGGUUGUCAGAGUGGUUCUUCUUGUGUCUCUGGGUCUGGCUGCACUGCUCGGCGUUGUGAGCAUCAUCAGUGCCUUCCCCUCCUACAGACGGAACUUACUGGCGUUGCAUCGUGGGAAUUACAGCAAACUGGCAGACCGUUCAGAGAGGUCAAACUCUGAGCUCUUGGCUGGAAGCAUGAGGUUUGCUGGCUAUCAAGUAGGCUACAUAGCAUGGGGCUUCAUCAUCCAAACGGCCAUUUUCUUCAUCUUCUUUCUACUCAUCGCUACUGUCAUCGUCCUCUUUAUCUUCGACAUCUCCAGCUGGGCGGUGGAUAUGCUCUAUACUCUGUGGCCUGUUCCUGCCCUUGCUUUGGCUGUCAACUUUUCACAAGUGGUGUUUGCCAAACUGUUUUUUCUGGACAGCUUUGGAGAGAGCUUGGCACUCACAAACAGACGCAUCUUCUUCAUCUUCACCUACUUCCUGUUCUUCUACAACAUCUUCAUGGGCGUGUUCUCUUGCUUGCUGCGUAUCGGAAAGUCUCUGGUACUGGGUGCAUACUUGCUGCCAAGGCUUGACCACGGGAUUCUGCCAAGGACGUUCCAGUUUAUGGACCCAGACAAUAGUGGAGGUGAAGCCGUGAAGAAGCGUGUGAUGUACCGCUGGCACUUGCUCUACACUUUACUGCAGAACCCUCAAGUGCGACUCAUGAGGAAAGGUUAUCUGCAGUCACUAAUGAGAGCCAGAGAUCUAGGUCUCCACAUACCGGUCAGUGACCAGACACUGGCCAGUGAUGCUGCGGACAUCAGAGAAAGGACUUUGAGCUACCUCCAGGGCGUUCCCGGGCCACAAAGUGGGGACAUUGACUCUUGUGAGGACAUUGAUUGUCAUGAGGGCAUCAGAGAGAGGACUUUGAACUACCUCCAGGUUGGGGUCCCUGGACCACAAAGAGAGGACAUUGACAAGGAGGACAUCAAGAGUCACCAGCUUGUGGUCAGUGGUGCUGAGAUAACUACCGAUGACCGUCAAGCUGAAGAUGUUGGUUACGGUCAUUCUACUGUUGGUAAUGGUAGUGGUGAUUUUAGUAAUGGUGGUGGCAGUGGUGGUGAUGUUGUUCGUGUUUGUGGGGAUAAUAAUGGGGAUGUUGUUGUUAUUGAUAGGGAUGUCUGUGACAAUAGAGGGGACAGGGAGGGUGGUCAUGAUAGCUGUAGAGAAGGGGAGGGAGCUAUUCAGCGAGUUCUUUCCUCUCACUCAGUAGGUCCAUCUACGAGAAAUAGUGACCCUUGGUUGGAUGGCCCGCCUUGAUUGUCGGGAGUUCAAGGGAGGGAGGUGUUUCUGUUAAAGAGAGUGUGUGCGUUUGUGAGAGACAGAGGGAGAGCUAAGGAGAGAGAGAGAGAGAGAGAGAGAGAGAGAGA
Molecule: messenger RNA, 1819 nt
Organism: Aplysia californica (California sea hare)
Lineage: Eukaryota; Metazoa; Mollusca; Gastropoda; Aplysiida; Aplysiidae
Product: receptor for retinol uptake STRA6
Biological process (GO): vitamin A import into cell
Cellular component (GO): plasma membrane
Molecular function (GO): signaling receptor activity; retinol transmembrane transporter activity
Source: RefSeq, a predicted model, not a curated record